Molecule: messenger RNA, 4834 nt
Organism: Acipenser ruthenus (sterlet)
Lineage: Eukaryota; Metazoa; Chordata; Actinopteri; Acipenseriformes; Acipenseridae
Product: ras GTPase-activating protein-binding protein 2-like
Exons: 12
Coding region: 225-1694 (489 amino acids)
Cellular component (GO): cytosol; ribonucleoprotein complex
Molecular function (GO): mRNA binding
Source: RefSeq, a predicted model, not a curated record
UAAGAUAGAAUAUAUCUCUUUAAAUUCCAAUCUCUGGUAAAGCAGAGAUCACAGAGUCCCAGUGCAAGGUGGGAAAAAUUAGAAGUAAAGUCUUUGUAAAGCUGUAUGAUAGAAAAUAAUUAAACCAUUGCAAUUUAUGAAUAUAUUGACGUCCCCCCUUUAGAAUCGUGUGUGAAUAAUUUAGGUAGGUAUUUUAAACGCAUUUGAAAUUGUUUACCAAAGAAAUGGUGAUGGAGAAGCCAAGUCCCCUGCUUGUAGGGCGGGAGUUUGUGAGGCAGUAUUACACCCUGUUAAACAAGGCUCCAGACUUUCUGCACAGGUUUUAUGGCAGAAACUCCUCUUAUGUUCAUGGAGGAUUAGACACAAGUGGAAAACCAGUGGAAGCCGUGUGUGGUCAAGCUGAAAUCCACAAGAAAGUAAUGUCCUUGCAGUUCAGCGAAUGCCGUACCAAGAUCUGUCAUGUGGAUGCUCAUUCCACCUUGAAUGAUGGGGUUGUGGUGCAGGUGAUGGGUGAGCUUUCCAACAAUGGCCAGCCAAUGAGGAAGUUUAUGCAGACCUUUAUACUCGCUCCUGAAGGUUCGGUGGCAAAUAAAUUCUACGUCCACAAUGAUAUCUUCCGUUAUGAAGAUGAGGUUUUUGGAGAUUCUGAAGCCGAGCUUGAUGACGAAUCUGAAGAGGAGGUGGAGGAGGAACAGGAAGAAAGACAGCCCUCCCCUGAACCUGCACAAGAGAGUCCCAGUAGCACUUACUACGAGCCACAUCCUGUAAUCAAUGGUUUAGAAGAGCCGCUGGAGGAACCAGAGCCAGAGCCUGAGCCAGAGCCUGAGCCAGAACCAGAGCAGAAGAGUGAGGAGCUGCAGCCGGAGAUCGAAGAGAAGGUCUUUGAAGAGCUGGAGGAGAAGGCCUCCUCCCCAGUUCCUGUCGAGUCUGCAUCCAACACACAGGAACCACCAAAGGCUUUCUCCUGGGCCUCAGUGACCAGUAAAAACUUGCCUCCUAGUGGUACUGUCCCUUCCUCUGGAAUUCCACCCCAUGUUGUUAAAGCACCAGCCUCACAGAACAGAAUGGAGAACAAAUCAGAGGUACAGGCUCCACCCCCCAGAGUCCGGGAUCAACGCACCAGGGAGAGACCAGGGUUUGUUCCCAGAGGGCCCAGGCCUGGACGAGGAGAGUCUGAGCCGAGUGACAUGGAUAACCGGAGAACAGUGCGCUAUCCAGAUAGCCACCAGCUCUUUGUUGGUAAUCUGCCUCAUGAUAUUGAUGAGAAUGAGCUCAAAGACUUUUUCAUGACAUUUGGCAAUGUAGUUGAACUGCGCAUCAACACCAAGGGAGUUGGCGGCAAACUACCCAACUUUGGGUUUGUGGUUUUUGAUGACUCCGAUCCUGUACAGAGAAUCUUGGGUGCAAAGGUAGGGGGGCCCAUAAUGUUCCGUGGAGAGGUACGGCUGAAUGUGGAAGAGAAGAAAACACGUGUGUUCAGGGAGAGAGACAUGCGAGGCGGCGAUGACCGCAGAGACAUGCGGCGCAAUGACAGAGGCCCUGGGGGACCCCGCGGCAUCGUGGGAGGCAGCAUGAUGCGGGAUCGGGAUGGAAGAGGACCGCCACCCAGGGGAGGCUUGGCUCAGAAACCAGGGCUUGGCUCAGGAAGAGGAGCUGGCCAGGGAGAGAGCCGCUUUACAGCACCGCGCCGUUGAGAGCGCAGCCUGCAGUUUGGAAGUAGUACCAUGUUCAUCUUUGCGUUCUUGUUAACGAAUUCCACGUAUAUAAAUAUAUAUAAAUAUACUUUUUUUUUUGGGAGGGGGGGGGCUUUGGAAUGUGACACAGCCUGUCAACCGUUUCUUUGUGAAAAACUGCAUUACUUUACCAACUAUACGAGCAUUAACAUCCUUGCCUGUGUUCAACAGGGUUCAAAAACAAUUUAUAGUUUAAAAGAAAUCUGAAAAGUGAAAGGGACUGAAAGACUUCAUUUCAAUAGUACAGCCCAUCAUUUGGAGAAGAGAUUAAAAAAACAAAUGCCUCAAGUUAAAGGGGAGCUUGUCUUUGAAUCCCUCUACUGCACAUUUUGUAAAAUCGUGAUCUGCCCAUUACUGUUGGAAACAAAUGGUGAAAACGUGCAAUUGGAAAAACUUGCCUUUUUUAUUUUUUUUGUUAAAACAAAAACUUGCAUUUAUGCACUCAUCAAUAUGCACUAAUGGGUACUCUUGUAGUUUUACAUAGAUAUCUGUGGGAUGAGGCUGGAGAACACCCUACAGUUUUCUGUUCUAUAGCAAGUCAAAUUACACAAUGGCAGGUCUUAAAUUCUGCUUGCUGUGACAAAUAUACUUUUUUUUCACACCUUUAACCCUAUUUAUGCUUCAUUUACAGUUGGAUAACGAGAAGUCUUUUUAUUUUCUUGUAAACUAAUAGAGUAAUCCUGGACUUCAAAGAAAAAAGGAAAAACAAAUACCACCCUGAACACUAGGAGAGUUUGGUGGGUCAUUUUUUUGUACUUUUUUAAAAAAAAAAUUUGCCCAAAUGCAAUAUCGGGAUUGGUCCUCCUCUCAGCCCUUCUACUGAAAGUACUGGACAAUGCAAAUAUACAGCAAAGUCAUAGCUUACUGUAUGCUCUUGAGUUCUUUUUUGUAAUGUAAAAAAGCAUGAUGGUGCCUUCUAUUACAUCAUUCCAGUCUCUAGUAACUGCAGCGUGAUGCUCUAUUGUAUCGUGAACGCCAAAAAUGCUGCAAAGUGGUUGCUCUGAAGUUUUGUAAAUAAGUUGCAGUAUCCUUGUAGGAGGAAGGGUUUGCAUACCUUUCUUCUGUUUUCUGAUCCAUUUCCACCUUUUGAUCGGUUCAGGGAGAGUUAAAUUAAUAUGUUUACUAUGAUUGAUCUAGUUGGAUCCAAAGUCCAUGAAUUGGGUUUCUGCUUUGAAAGGCAACAUAGUAUUAAAGCAUCUAGCUCUGUAAAAGGUGCCUACAAGUUUAUAUUCAAUUUGUUUGGAUGUUUUAAUAUGUUAAAGUAUGAAGUUUAUUUUUUUUUAUUUUUGGGGUUUCUUAAUUUUGUUUGUGACAUCACAGCCUGGCAAGGAUACUGCGCCUUUUAAUACAAGUAACAGCGGCUUUAAAUAGUUAAAUGAUUUUACUGAAAUACCUAAUUUAUGUUGUAUGUGGUUACCCAGUCCUAAAUACAACAAUGUUAUAAAGCAGUUCUAGAGGUUUAUAAAUCAGCACUUCAGACAAAAUGUUUGGGCAGCGGAAAAAAUGGCACUGUGUGUAAAGCCUUGAUGUUUUUGACAGCACUGAUACAGGGAUCAUUCUCUCCAUUCAUGGGGUGACCCAGUAGAACAUAAGCUGAACAGUUCUAGGAUGAACAAAUCAAACGACUAAAAAAAAAAAUAGACUUUAGUCAAUUCUGUAAGUCACAUUGAGUGAACAUCAUCAUAGCACUUCAUCUUACGGACUGGAGUACUUAUUUCUGAUUCCAAGAAUGAAAGGUGCUGUGGGGUGUGGGUGGUUUUUUUUUUUUUCUUCUCUGAACACUUCAGAACCGGUAAAGAACUUUUGAUCUUUUUGCCAUCAUUCAAAUGCUGUUGGCAGCCCUUUUUGUAAUUAUCUGUUCAGUUUUACAGAAGGUUAUGGCCUUUUUGCCCCCCCCCCCCAUUUAUUUUUCCUUUCCCCAUCAAUAUGUUUUCAUGCUGAUAUUCAGUGUGCUUAACUGCAUUAUAUCUCAUCCUAGUUUUGAGGCAGCUGUCAGUUGAAAAGGUUAUUCUAGUGGUCUGCCAAUAGGCAUGGAAGCAUCUUAAAGCUGCUCUUGGUAACGGAAGACCUCCAUAGCCUGCAGCUCCUAGGGGAUGACAAAUGCACAAGUAGUAAUUUGUUUACACACUGAACUGCAGCGGUUGCUUACCAACCGGUCUUCUCAAACUUUACUCUGAUUUUUAUAUAGCGCCUUUGUAAAUUUACUUUUGAGGUCUUCCUUGUUUGAUGGUAGUCUUGCACAAUUUCCAACAUUUCUGGGACACAGACACUUGUUUUGUUUUCAUCACAUGAAUUACUUUCUUUUAGAAUUUUCAGUACUGUUGUGGCCUAGAAGUACACAUACUUGAAAUUUCCCAUCAGGCAAGGAAGGGAGUAAGGUGGGAGUCUCUCUCUCUCUUUCUCCUCCCCCCCCCCCCCCCCCCCCCAAUAUUUGAUGGUUACCCUGGGCUUCAAUUCUUCCAAAUCAUUUUUGGCUGGUCAGUUUAACCUGAUUUUUUUUUUUUAUUUCUUUAGAUUAUCAAACUUUCCAUGCUUUGGCUCGCUCACCAGCUUUUUUUUUAAUUUUUAUUGUUAUUUUUUUGACAAAUCAUCCUGGAACUAAAGACCUAACUAAUAAGAACUGAAAUAGAGGGGGAGAAAAUAAAAAAUCUGAGGAGCUCAAGCUCUGGCUAACUUCCGAAAUGAAUGCUAUGAACUAAACUCUACAUCAAAGUUUACCUGGUGUUUUGUUUUUUCUCCUUAUUUACUAUGGACUCUACUGUUCCCCCUCCCCCCCUCUUUGUUUUAAGGUACCUCCUAAAGCAAAGCCAGUAAACUUUUCCACUAUGGCGAGUGCAGUAGGUGGUUUGUAUGAAAGUUAUAAGAGAGCAAUAUGUGUAUCAUUCCAGUCCUUUAUUUUGUUUUCAAGGGAAUUGACUUACCUUCUUGGCUUUGGCAGGUAUGGUAAACAGUGGUUUGCCAUCUUAAUUUUUCUGUGUUAAAGCAUCUUUAUGCUAGUAGGAAACUAGUUUAAUGUAUUGCAGGUGGAGAGUAUUUUUAUUUUGUUUUCCAUUUUGAAUGUGUUGGACUUGACAUACAAUAAACUACUGAUGUCUGCAUAA